AUGAUAGAAGAUCUUGCCGCGUUCCAAUCGGCUUUAUUGCCAUGGCUCGUCGUCGGUGCGAUCAUCGCUUUCAUUCUUGCGUUUGCCAUUGGUGCAAACGACACAGCCAAUUCUUUCGGUACUAGUGUGGGCAGCAAGGUCGUCACUCUUACUCAAGCCUACAUUCUUGCCAGUAUUUUUGAGACACUUGGAGCAUGUUUGCUGGGACACAAAGUGACGGAUACGAUGCGUAAAGGAGUGAUUGAUCUGGCCGUUUACAAUAACAGUGAGGUUGAACUCAUGUAUGGACAAAUUUCCAUCCUGUCUGGUUGCGGUGCAUGGAUGUUGCUUGCCACCUUUUUCAAGCUUCCUGUGUCCACAACGCAUUCCAUCGUUGGUGCUACCAUAGGAUUCUCCAUGGUGCUUAAAGGCAGUAUGGGUAUCCGUUGGCAUAAGAUCUCGCGCAUCUGUAAGUUGUUUCGCUGA
Cooperia oncophora is the source of this 465-nucleotide messenger RNA. The record is from the annotation of a GenBank genome assembly. NCBI's taxonomy places the organism in Eukaryota, Metazoa, Nematoda, Chromadorea, Rhabditida, Trichostrongylidae.